Saitoella complicata NRRL Y-17804 is the source of this 594-nucleotide messenger RNA. RefSeq lists its product as uncharacterized. Bases 1 to 594 code for a protein of 197 amino acids. The transcript has a single exon. The record is from RefSeq and is a predicted model, not a curated record. NCBI's taxonomy places the organism in Eukaryota, Fungi, Ascomycota, Saitoellomycetes, Saitoellales, Saitoellaceae.
AUGCCUUCUAAACGAAAGCACGCUACGCAGAACGACUCAUCGGAACUCAGGCUAUCUGCUCGUACCACCGGACCGCCCCCGCCCCUUGUCGAUGAUGCCCGUGAAACAACAGCAACCGAACCACGAAGGACCCAGCAGAGGUCUGAAAACAUCAUCGAAGUUCCGGAUGAGCCUACCCCUGUUGACCUUGACAUCACUAUCGACGAUUUCACCGCUAUGCUCACUGUCAAUGUCAAGCGCUUAUCACCUAAGCCCAAAUGGCAGGCCUUCAUCAAUGUUGAUUCGCAUUACUCCCUGCCGAAGUCGGCCUACCAAAGUGACGACGACUCCCACUCCCAGGCCCCGUUUCGCUCCUCCCAAGUCAGGAAACGGUCUCAAACUGCUCAGCCUAGACGCCCUAAGAGUGCUACAGUUGCGCAUCUUCAGAAUAUCGAAAUUGGAUUCGAGGGUGACCCGGCUAAGUACGACAAGCUUGCUGCGCUACGAGCACUUCAAGCCCGCUGGAUGUGCUCAAAGCAUCACCAAAGCAUCUGCUACAUUCACCCUCUCAGCAGAGUCCAUCGCCGUGUCAACUACAUGCAGCAAGACCGCUGA